AUGAACGAAAAGAAUGUGCAGGCUGAAAAGAAGGGCGACGAAGAGAACAAGCCCGACAACGACCAGGACGACGACAACGAUGCCGAUCCCAUGAAGCAGUUGGAGGAGGAACUCGAAAAGCAGGAACUCGACAUCUUCGGUGUGGACUGCGUCGAUGAUAUCGGUACUGGCGAGCCUCUAUUCUGCAGCUUCGCGAUUGAGGACUGGGCCCUGAUGACGCUGAGGUUCGAGCUGCACCUCCUGGUGCACGCUUUCAGAAAGGACGUGAACGACCCAGACAGAGGCGGCAUCACCAUUGAGAACUUGGCAUUCUAUUACCAGAAGUAUUACAACAAGCCGUUCAACUGGAAGAACUACGGCGUCGACACGUUGGAGGAACUCCUGGGCAUGAUCAGGGAUACCGUCGUCCUCUGCCACAAGGCGCUUGAGUCCCAGAUCAUGGACGAUCUCGAGACCAAUGACGUGUUCGUGAAGCUCGUAGAAGAAAGCCGACGAGAACGGCAGAGGAGGAUUGACGGAGGGGACGAUGCGGCGAAGCUCAAGCUCUCGGCGACCAUCACGGCCGCCACUAUUGGCCUCCUUCCCCCUCCCACGGUCGCGAUCACGCCCGCCGCGCCCAUCGGCUUCGGCGGCCCCCCAGGCGCCCCUGCCCAAGGCGCCGCGCAGCAGUUCCAGAGCCCCGCGAUGCUGCCCGGCGGCCCUCCCAUGCCCAACGCGGUCGUGGCGGCACCGAGAUUCCCGAUGCAGAUACCGCAGCAGCCAGGCGACUCGUUCACUCUCGCACGACCGCGACAAGAACAGCAAUGGGGCGACAAGGGCGGCUCUUCCUUCGGCGACAAGGGCGGCUACAAAGGCACGCCGACAUUUGGCGAAAAGGGUGUUCCGUCUUUUGGCGCGAAGGGCGGAUCUUUCAAUGACAAAGGGGGGCCGUCGUUUGGCGACAAAGGCGGGACUUCGUUCAGCGACAAGGGAGGACCCUCGUAUGGAGGAAAGGGUGGACCUUGUUUUAGCGGCGUGGGUGGUGGCAUGGGGGGUGGCAUGUGCGGCGGAGGUGGGUCUGGCAUGGCUGGCGGCGUUGGCGGCGGCAUGCCCAGCGGCAUGCCCGGCGGCGGCAUGCCCGGCGGCGGCAUGCCUGGCGGCGGCAUGCCUGGCAGCGGCAUGUCUGGCGGCGGCAUGCCAGGAGGCGGCAUGCCCAGCGGCGGAAUGCCCAGCGGCGGCAUGCCCGGCGGCGGCAUGCCCGGCGGCGGCAUGCCCGGCGGCGGCAUGCCUGGCGGCGGCAUGCCCGGCGGCGGCAUGCCCGGCGGCGGCAUGCCCGGCGGCGGCAUGCCUGGCUGCGGUAUGCCUGGCGGCGGCAUGGUUGGAGGCAUGUGUGGUGGUAUGUGCGGCAUGGGCGGAGGGAUGGGCGGCAACAUGAGCGGCUGCAUGGGCGGCAAUAUGAGCGGCGGAAUGGGCGGCAGCAUGGGGGGUAAAAUGGGAGGCGGCAUGCCAUGCGGAGGUGUGGGUGGAAAAAUGGGAGGUGGCAUGUGCGCUGGCAUGGGAGGUGGCAUGGGCAACGGCAUGGGUGGUCCCAUGAGCAACAGCGGCGUCGCGGGCGGCAGCAUGGGUAGUGGCAUGGCUGGCGGCAUGGCCGGCGGCGGCAUGGUUUGUGGCGGCGGCAUGGCUGGCGUCCCGAUGGGUUGCCCCGCGUUGCCCAGCGGAGGCAUGAGUGUUGGAGGCAUGGGUAAUGGCAGCAUGGGCGUUAACGGCGGUGGCAUGUGCGGUGGCAUGGGAGGAGGCAUGGGCGGUUGUGGCAUGGGUGGAUGUGGCAUGGGCGCUUGCGGCGCAGGCGGCUGUGGUAUGGUCGGAGGCGGCAUGCCCGCUUUUUGCGACUUCAGUGGCAAGGGCGCCUCCAACGUGCCGCGGCCGACACCGAUGACAUCGCCUGGGCCAGGACAGACUGACUACGGAAAGAGCGGCAAAGGCGAUGGAUUCGGCGUGGGCGGCAUGGGCUGCGGCUUCGGCGGCGGCAAGGGGGCGGGGCCCUACGGCGGUGGGGGGGGAGGAGGCUGGGGCGGCGGAGGCGGCGGAGGCGGGGGGUCGUGGGGCGGCGGCAAGUGA
Prorocentrum cordatum is the source of this 2097-nucleotide messenger RNA. NCBI's taxonomy places the organism in Eukaryota, Dinophyceae, Prorocentrales, Prorocentraceae. The record is from the annotation of a GenBank genome assembly.